AUGAUUCCCAGCACGGUUUCUGAAAGGAAAAACUGUGAGGAUUCAGAAAAUGUACUUGGAUUUGAGAUGCGACUAGGAAAUUGGCGAGUUAGGGGCAAUGAUGACACAAGUGAUCAUGAGGCUGACUCAAUCAACAACUCAUCAUAUCAGAAUGGAAACUUUCAGAGGGACACUCAUGAUUCUACUGACCCUACUGACAGCAAUACUUCCAAAAGAUGCAACAGCAACCUAAGAGGUAUUAGAAAUGUCUCCAAUCAACAGCAGAAACCUCGAAAUGGAGCUGGUGUCAAUCCUAAACCAACCCCAAGAGUAUCUAUGGUAUUCUCAAAUGAUGACAUCGGUGCAGACUUCUUUAUUGAGGAUGAGGAACCAGAUGAUCCUGAAACUGAUCUUCAAGAGGACAUUGUGACAGAAAAUCCAAUUCCUUCACCUCGAUCAACCACUCCAGCACAAGAAACUUUAUCUACUGCAUCCAAACGAACUCGCAAAGACCUUCCAAGAGAUAAUACCAGGAAACGAGUGACCCAUACUGUAAGGUGGAAGCGUAACAUAUGCAAAGGAAGCUUCAACAGUGGCUCCUCAUAUACAAAUGCAAAAGGAAAAGAGAAACCCGCCAGAUCUAUAAAACCUCCAUGUUCAGAAAAGUGUAAUAGGUGUGAAAGAAAACUAACAAAUGAUGAGAGACAAAAUAUAUUUGAAAACUUUUGGGCUCUGGAGAGUAUUGAAAGGAAACGAGACUAUAUAACUCGUCUUGUUGAUGAAAGAGUCCCAGCCACACGCUCAACUUCACCAGAAUGUGCACGCAAAACAGUCCGAAGUUAUCAUUUUGUUAUUGAUGAUCGUGAAGAAGUGCGUGUCUGCAAAACCAUGUUCAUCAAUACACUUGGCCUUCCAGAUGUUUGGGUUGAAACCUCAUUGAAGAAAGUGGGCCCAAAUGGUCUCGUUCCUGAUCAGAGAGGUAAACAUAAUAACCGCCCAACCAAAAUUUCUGAAGAAACUAUAGAAUCAGUUCGCACUCACAUUAAUCUGUUUCCAAGAGUUGCGUCCCACUACACUAGAGAAAGGACCAAAAGAGAGUAUUUGGAAACAAAUGUGCACAGCAUUGAAAGAAUGUUCAAGCUAUACAAGGAGUGGGCUGGUGAAAAUAAUGUUGAGACUCCUGCUACAAUUUCUACAUACAGAAAUAUAUUUAAUACCCAGUUCAACUUAGGAUUUUUCUUACCAAAGAAAGAUCAGUGUGAACUGUGCAAUAAAUGGAAGACUGCCACACCAGAAGAACGAAAAGGCAUAGUGCAGCAAUAUGGAGUCCACCUGACCAAUAAGAGAGACGUAAGGAAGAUGCAUAUCAGAGAUGUCCAACGUUACAAGGAUGGUGUUCAGAAAUUGGGUGGUCAAGCAGAUGAUACCGAACUUCAGCGUUAUUUUCAGGCGACAAGAAACCACCAUGGUAAAACAAAGGCAUAA
Thrips palmi is the source of this 1464-nucleotide messenger RNA. RefSeq lists its product as uncharacterized. The transcript has 6 exons. The record is from RefSeq and is a predicted model, not a curated record. Bases 1 to 1464 code for a protein of 487 amino acids. Lineage: Eukaryota; Metazoa; Arthropoda; Insecta; Thysanoptera; Thripidae.